Molecule: messenger RNA, 1659 nt
Organism: Neogale vison (American mink)
Lineage: Eukaryota; Metazoa; Chordata; Mammalia; Carnivora; Mustelidae
Gene: KLHDC2
Product: kelch domain containing 2
Exons: 13
Coding region: 252-1472 (406 amino acids)
Molecular function (GO): protein binding
Source: RefSeq, a predicted model, not a curated record
GCGGGACCCCGCCGCCGCCGCCCCCGGCCCGCGACCCCGCGGCGCAGCCCAGGCGGCGGAGAGGCUGUCCUCGCUGAGGAGGGCUGGGAGGGCGCGGGCGGCGAGCGGGCGGCCAGCGAGCGGCCUUGACGCCGUCCCUUUCGCCGCCGCCUUCUGCUCGCCUCUCGCCGCCGUGCAUUUCUUCCUUUUCCUUUGUCUCUUCCCCCCUCGCGUGUGUGAGGAUUGUUGGUGAACAAAAGUGCAGCCUCAAGAUGGCUGAUGGCAACGAGGAUCUGCGGGCGGACGACUUGCCGGGGCCAGCCUACGAGGGCUACGAGUCCAUGGAGCUCGCCUGCCCGGCCGAGCGCAGCGGCCACGUAGCGGUGGGCGACGGGCGCCACAUGUUCGUCUGGGGCGGCUACAAGAGUAAUCAAGUCAGAGGACUAUAUGACUUUUAUCUGCCUAGAGAAGAACUAUGGAUCUACAACAUGGAGACCGGAAGAUGGAAAAAAAUUAACACGGAGGGAGAUGUUCCUCCUUCCAUGUCAGGAAGCUGUGCUGUGUGCGUAGACAGGGUGCUCUACUUGUUUGGAGGACACCAUUCAAGAGGCAAUACGAAUAAGUUCUACAUGCUGGAUUCAAGGUCUACUGACAGAGUAUUACAGUGGGAAAGGAUUGAUUGCCAAGGAAUUCCUCCAUCAUCAAAGGACAAACUUGGUGUCUGGGUAUAUAAAAACAAGUUAAUAUUUUUUGGAGGUUAUGGAUAUUUACCUGAAGAUAAAGUUUUGGGAACUUUUGAAUUUGAUGAAACAUCUUUUUGGAAUUCAAGCCACCCAAGAGGAUGGAAUGAUCAUGUACAUAUUUUAGACACUGAAACAUUUAUCUGGAGUCAGCCUAUCACUACUGGUAAAGCACCUUCACCUCGUGCUGCCCACGCCUGUGCAACUGUUGGAAACAAAGGCUUUGUGUUUGGAGGCAGAUAUCGAGACGCUAGAAUGAAUGAUCUUCACUAUCUUAAUCUGGAUACGUGGGAGUGGAACGAAUUAAUUCCACAAGGCAUAUGCCCAGUGGGCCGAUCUUGGCACUCACUAACACCAGUUUCUUCAGAUCAUCUCUUUCUUUUUGGAGGAUUUACCACUGAUAAACAGCCACUAAGUGAUGCCUGGACUUACUGCAUCAGUAAAAAUGAAUGGAUACAGUUUAAUCAUCCCUAUACUGAAAAACCAAGGUUAUGGCAUACAGCUUGUGCCAGUGACGAAGGAGAAGUAAUUGUUUUUGGUGGAUGCGCCAAUAACCUUCUUGUCCAUCACAGAGCUGCACACAGUAAUGAAAUACUUAUAUUUUCAGUUCAACCAAAAUCUCUUGUAAGGCUAAGCUUAGAAGCAGUCAUUUGCUUUAAGGAAAUGUUAGCCAACUCAUGGAACUGCCUUCCAAAACACUUACUUCACAGUGUUAAUCAGAGGUUUGGUAGUAACAACACUUCUGGAUCUUAAAGGCUUCAUAGAUCAUGCCUCUGAUCCCCUUGCAUGGACAGCAAUUCUGUAAACAUCAAAGAGUGGCAUCAUUUGUAUAAUUAUAUGCAUUGUUGUAGUUUGCAGCUUUUUGGUUUUAAUGUGCAUGUGAAUGGCCUAGAGAACCUAUUUUUGUGUCUAAAGUUUACAAUAAAUGUAUUUAACACCA